AUGUCGAUUCCAGACACCACCAUGAUCACCAGCCCAACUCCGUCUACGGACGUCGCACCGCUUCCUGUCAAGGCGAGCUCUGGCACAGACGACGUUCAACAGACAGUAUCGAAUGUCGAGCAUGUCAAAGUCGCGCCCACUUCAAGCACAAACGCACUGCCCGCUUCCGCUGCCUCCCCUAUCAACACCAUGUCGCCCGCUCAUGCGCCAACGGAAUCAAGUCGUCACUCCACCCCUGCAACUUCGGCUGGCGGCUCGGAUCAUGCACACUCCACGCUUCCGACUUCAAUCGAUGCGCCCACAUCAAAACUUCCUCACGACCAAGCGGCUGCCAAGUCGCCCGAGCCAUCAACGCCGACAUCGCAACCCCAGCCGCAGCCACAAUCGCAGUCGCAACUGCACCAGGACGAGCACCCUCUUUCGUCAAUCCAGCCUGCAUACUUUUAUCCCGCAGACGGCAACGCCUCUUCGUCACACGAUGGUAUCCCCGUAUUCGAGCCUACCAUGCAGCAAUUCCAGGACUUUUACGCUUUCUGCCAAGCCAUCGACAGCUGGGGUAUGCAGUACGGUAUCGUCAAGGUGGUCCCUCCCUCCGAAUGGCGCGACUCUUUGCCCGACCUCCGUCCCACCUCGGCGGCCGCUUCCGACGCCGAUACUGAACACGAUGAGCACGCCGACUUGUCCAAGGUCCGCAUCCGCAAUGCCAUCAUGCAGCACUUUACCCCCGCCGGUUCGGGCGUCUGGCGCCAGCUUAACACCACCCGCUCGGCCAAGGUUUGGAAUGCAAAGCAGUGGGCCCAGAUGUGCGUCUCGGAAGAUCAAAAGGGUCCCGAGAUGGAACGUAUGAAGUGGAAAGCACAAGUCGAAGGUGCUUCCAACGGUGGCUGGGGUCCCAAAACCAUCGGCACCAAGGAUGGUGCUUCCUCAGCUAUCCUCGAGGAAGACGGGGUUCGCACAAGGAGUGGCAAGGCUCGCCCAUCUGCUGUCCCUACUGUCGCCGAGACAAAGAUCAACGGGAAACGCAAAAGAGCCGACAAUGACAACGACAAGCUCGAGGGCGCACAACCGGACGAGCAACCUGCCAUACCUCUAUUGGCUCCCGCCUCUCCUUCGUCUCCGGAGCGUCGCUCGCGACGAGUCGCCCAAACCGCCUCCGCUACCGCCAGAACGUCGCCGCUGCCUGCUUCUCGCGAUGCUUCGCCAGUCAAGAAGAAGAACUGGGAGGCAGAGGCUACCACCUACGACGAAUGGCGUGCAUUCGACUACGAGAAUUGCUGGCGCAAGGAGGCACUCUCACAAGAGCAGCUGGCACGUCUCAAGGGCGCAUCUUCUUCUUCAACAACGACAGAGGCAAGCACAUCCAAAGUGGACGCCGAUGCCACAGCAGACCAGGGCGAAGCAGCGACAGCUGUACCGUCCCUGCCAUCUCCUUCCGACUGGACUCCCGAAGUAUGUCGAGAGAUCGAGAGCGAGUACUGGCGCAACCUCAACUUUGGCAAGCCGCCCAUGUACGGCGCCGAUCUCAGCGGCACUCUCUUUGACGAGCGCACUAAGCACUGGAACGUUGGCAAGCUCGACAGCGUCCUCACCCGUCUCCGCCUCCGUCGCAAGCUGCCGGGCGUCAACACCCCUUACCUCUACUGGGGCAUGUGGAGAGCUACGUUCGCUUGGCACGUCGAAGACAUGGACCUCUACUCCAUCAACUACAUCCACUUCGGUGCACCAAAGCAGUGGUAUGCCAUCCGACAGUCGGAUCGACAGCGCUUCGAGUCGGCCAUGGCGGGCGCCUUCCCCUCUGACGCCAGACGCUGCCCUCACUUUAUGCGUCACAAGUCGUACCUCGCAUCGCCCUCUUUUCUCGCUUCGCACGGCAUCCGGCCACUCAAACUGGUCCACAACGCAGGCGAAUUCGUCAUCACAUACCCUUUCGGCUACCACUCUGGCUUCAACAUGGGCUACAACUGUGCCGAGAGUGUCAACUUUGCGCUCGAAUCCUGGCUCGACAUUGGUCGCAAGGCCAACUACUGCCACUGCGACAUGUCGCAGAACAGCGUACGCAUCGACGUCGAUGCUUUGCUGGAAGAGAGCAAAGAGAUGGAGGAGCUCGAACGCAAACGCGAGUUGCGCCGCGCCAAGGAGGAUGCGGUUCAAGCUGUCGAGGAAGACGAGCUGGAAAAGCGCAGAGUCCGUAACGAACGGGCCAAGGAGCGCAGGAGACUCAAGAAGGAGGCAGACGAAGCCGCAGCCGCAGCCAACCCGGCGGUGCCGCUGCCAUUCCAAGGAGGUGAUGGCUUCUACAUCGACCCGAAGCAAGCUGCCUCGAGCCCUUGCGUGUUUUGCCCGGCCAACGUCGAAACCGACUUGGUGGCAACCCCCGCCGAGAUUGAGUCCACCAAUUCGAAGCUCAAGUCCAUGUCUGGACGUCACGCCCAUCGGCUCUGCGCCAGCUUCGUGCCAGAGACGUGGGUCGGUAAGCACGGCAAGGCCGAGGUAGUUGAGGGCAUCGAAGGCAUCGACAAGGCUCGCUUCUCGCUCAAGUGCCAGAUCUGCCCCAACCCAAUCUUGCAGAAGCUCUAUCCCAAGAUUCAAUGCACGCGCGGCAAGUGUCCACGCUCAGCGCACGUCAGCUGCGCCUUGGUCGAAGAGCACGGCUGGUUCAUCGAUGUGUGUCCUCUGGAGACGGCAGACCGCCUCGAAGGCAAGAAGUCGCCCGCCGCAAGCAGCGGCGCCGCUCAGCAGACCGAUGGCCUCGAAGAUGGCGAGCGCCUCGUUGUUCUUUGCAAGACCCACAAUCCUCUCUUCCGCGAGGCGGAGGAGGCGCGCAAGUUGGAAGAGCUGCGCGAACGCAUCUACGCGUUGCCCAUCCCAUCUAUGGUCAAGAUCAAGACGUCUGGAGGCAUGUUCCAGGCUUUGAUGGUCGAGAUUCGCGAGGAGGAAGACGAGAUUGUCAUCGAGGACGAAGGUCGUCCCAGCACGGUCAAGUUUCAGCAGAUCAUCCUGGACGACCCGGUCAAGCAGGAGCCGCAAGCGGUUGCCAUCCCUGCAGCAGUCGGUGCUGCUGCAGGCGAAGUCAACGAGGAAGUUGUUUCGGAGCCCACCAAGCGACGAAGAAAGGCCAGCGAGAAAGCUAGCGCCAAUGCCCAGGCUGCGAAAGAGGAGGCCAUGGAGGCUAGCGUCGCCGCGUCUGAUGCAGAAGCGGCGGCUCUGCCGAGCAAGAAGCCUCGAAGAAGCCGAGGUGCCGCGGUAACAGCGACGGCGACGGCUGCGUCGGGCGCUGACAUGACCGCGAUCCAGUCAAGUCCAGCGGCCAAAAAGGUCGGCAGUACAGAUGGUCCCGCCAAGCCCAAGCGAACACGUCAGCCCAAGAAGAAAGUCGAUGCGACCGAAAUUGAGGCUACCGCUCUGCCGCCGCCGCCAAUGCAGUGGCCAGGUCAUCCAACGUACUCGGGCCCUCAACAGCAACAACCGCCACAGCCACAGCAAGUGCAGGCAGCGCAUGCUCCGUCAAAGCGUGGUCCACGAGCCACGUAUGCUGCUCAGCGUCCGAGUGCACCUCAGCCGCCGCUCCCGCCGCAGUAUGCCGAGCAUCAUGCUUACGCCCAUCACCAGCACCAGCAGUAUCCGCAGCAGCAAUACGGUGGUCUCAACGAUGCGCCUAUGCAUCGCGGCCCGUCGUUCGAAGGUGGAUACCAACAGCAGUACGCAUCGGGCUUCGGUCGCAGCGAGUAUGGUCCGGGUGGUGGGUCUCCGAGCUAUGCGCACCCCGGUCAGCAACAGCAGCAACAGCGCUCAAGCAAUGGCCAUCCGUACAACGCAGGUCCGCCCUACCAACCGUACCAGCAGGCGCCUCACCCAUCGUACGCUCCUCCACAACGCCCGACCACCGACAGCAGCAACGCUGUCCGGCACCCUCACCCGUCCGCAUCUUCGACAUCAUCGCCGAGCGUCAUGCACCCAGCAUCGUCGUCGACGUCGCAGUACGGAUACAUUUCAGCGCCUGUGGGAGGGUACGAUCGAACACCGCCGCUGCCUCACCCGCCGACGUAUGGGAAACCUCUGCCGCAUUCGGAAAGCCCUUCCGGCGGGUUCCCGGACUACAGGGGGCCGUACAACCAUGCUGCUCCAGCGACACUGCAUCCUGCGUACCAGCAGUAUCGGGGUCAGCCACAACAGCAGCAGCAGCAGCAGCAGCAACAAGGGGGAGGAUACGGAGGUUACUCGUACGGCUACCCGCAACACCAGCAGGCGGGACAGUUUCGACCCCACCACCAGCCUCAGCACCCUCAGAGUCACGGCAUGACUCAUCUUCCCAAUCCGGUGUAUGCCAACGGUGCGUACGGUCAGCAGUACUCGCACCACCAGUCGUAG
This is a messenger RNA of Pseudozyma hubeiensis SY62, 4368 nucleotides long. RefSeq names its product potential jumonji-like transcriptional repressor of PHR1. The coding region runs from base 1 to 4368 and encodes 1455 amino acids. The record is from RefSeq and is a predicted model, not a curated record. NCBI's taxonomy places the organism in Eukaryota, Fungi, Basidiomycota, Ustilaginomycetes, Ustilaginales, Ustilaginaceae. Gene Ontology annotation, molecular function: histone H3K36 demethylase activity; histone H3K9 demethylase activity. Gene Ontology annotation, cellular component: nucleus. Gene Ontology annotation, biological process: chromatin remodeling. The transcript has a single exon.